UUGUUUUUUUCCAAUGAUAACAUUUUUGUGAUAUGCCUUUCAACGGAGUUUUGGAAUGAGAUUAAAUUCUUAACGACCUCAAUAAGUUAUAUCCUGUACUCAAGUGGACCGAAUAACCACGGACGAGUGCAACCGAAUCGACCAGUGUAGUGUAUGGGCACAACGUGUCUCGGUAUUUGCAAUGUUCAACACUCGUGAUAUCGCAUUGUUUAUAUGCAUAACUAUACAACUGUGUGUAAUUACUGCGGGAAAACUAUAUCAGAAUAUAACAGUACAAAACAUCUUGAGAAAAAAUAUAUUUAGCAACUAUGACAGAGUGGUGAUUCCUACCAUACAAGAUAGCUUCUUAAAAGUAAACAUGAGAAUAAUAAUAAACAGUGUAGAUUUGGAUUAUGAAAAAUCUCAAAUGAUUCUCAGUACUUGGUUCAUUGCGACUUGGAGAGACGAUCGGUUGAGUUGGAAUCCGGACGAGUACGAUCAAUUGGAAUCCAUUAUAGUCGAUCACCGUGAAAUUUGGCAUCCGGACGUCAUGGCAUUCAAUAACGUGGACGCAAACAUGGAAGACGACCGGACGCGCGUCAACAGCGUGCUGAACAGCAACGGUUCCGUGAUCUGGGUAGAACCGGUGCAGUACAGCGUCCACUGUCAGACGGACACAACGCAUUGGCCUUACGACACACAAGCCGGAGUGCUAAGACUCGGAUCAUGGAUGUACAACGGCAACGUGUUGAACCUGACUACGUACAACGACGAAGUAGAAUUGUCCAGCUCGCAUUCGGAAUGGGAAAUAACUAACGUCCACAAGGAGAGACACGUCCGGUUCUACCCCUGUUGCCCCGGCGAACAGUACAUCGACAUCGAGUACAACAUCACCAUCAAGCGCAAAGUGCAUCCCUACCAGUCAAUCAUCUACAUUCCCGCGCUGUGUAGUGCAUUGUUUAAUUUAAUAACAUUUUGGCUGCCAUGCAACGACAAUUAUUGCAAACUGUUUGCAAACCUGUUCAACGCGUUGUUCGUCACGUUGACUAUUUUGGUCAUAUACUCUAAAGUGCCAGUUGUUACUUCUACUGUUCCACUGAUUGUCGUUUACUACACUUACAGUUUGGGUCUGAUCUCCAUGACCAUGGUCAUCUCUAUGGCAGUAAAAGAAAUGUCUGCGGUGAGCAAACCAUUGCCGCACGGAGUGAUGCAGUUUCUUCAUUCCGAUUACCUGGAGUACUUGGGAAUCAAAAUAAACGACUCGGCAACAGAUGGUCAUAUGCUUUGUGAAUCCGAAGAGAUGAACGCGCAAACCGUCGACUUGAACGAGAGACAAAAAUGCGCCAAAGUAAUCGACAGAAUAUGCUUCGUAUUGUUCGCAGUAGUAUAUUUGAUUCUUCUGCUGCGAUUUAUGCCAUAGUAUUACACCUCACUAUUAAAAUCAUUAUAAUAUUAAAACUUUAAAGAAAAUUAAUUUUAAUCAAAAUGUAUAAUAACGUUAUAACGAAUAUCCUAAUUGUAUACCAGUGUCGUAGCCAAUGGGUGCUAGCAGGGUACGUGAUCCCCCCGAUUUAUUCAAAGUACGUUAAUUAUAUUAAUAUUUCCACUCAAAUAAUCAUAGCACAUACAUAUAAUUAUCGAUCGAACGAUUCGUAGUUAAAAUAAUAUUGAAUUAAAUAGAUUUUUUUAAAGCUUUGAAAUCAAUUCCUUCACGACUAUACCAACAAAUAUGGUCAUAACAAAGUUAUCAACGAUAUAUAGAUAGAUUAACUGUCGAUAUAUUUGUCCAAUAUAUCGAUUUAAGUUCUUUGAUAAAUAUUAAUUAUCUGUAAAAUCGUUCGAUAUGAUCGUAACAUCGUUAUCUUAUAUACAUAUUAUAUAUAUUUACAAAAUAUUCCUUUUUUUUUAUUACACCAAUAAUAAUUAUAAGUUAUUGCCAAAUUAAAUAUAUUGUUUGGGCACCUUGACUUUGCACUACCUAACGUUGAUUCCUGGCAUGUGAUAAGAUGAUAUUUCAGCCACUCUGCCUUGUUGAUGGCCACAUUUGUUUUGUUUUUGACACCGACCUUUGCGUCUUGCUUGUAUAGCUUGUUUUAUAGAUACUAGAUCGUACUCCUGUGUAGCCAGCCACCAUAUACAACCAUAUUGCUUUCGGUUUUUUUUUUUUUACUGAUACAUGCAUUAAUAUCGUUUUUUAUCGUUACUAAAAUAAGAAAUUUAUUUUGAUCGAUAAUAAUGGGUUUUAUAUCGAUAUUUUAAUCGUUUGAUCAAUAAUGAUAUCCCUAGUCUAGACUUUAAAUUAUUAAACAAAAAUAGAGCAAUUACAUGUCUAUAGUCGUCGCAAUAACUUUGAAAUUUUGAAAAAAGUUCGAAAUUUUUACAUUUCUAUUGUCUGAUCAAUAUUUUGUUAUAUUAAAAAUGCG
Messenger RNA from Sipha flava (yellow sugarcane aphid), 2402 nucleotides. RefSeq names its product acetylcholine receptor subunit alpha-like 1. The record is from RefSeq and is a predicted model, not a curated record. NCBI's taxonomy places the organism in Eukaryota, Metazoa, Arthropoda, Insecta, Hemiptera, Aphididae. Gene Ontology annotation, molecular function: transmembrane signaling receptor activity; extracellular ligand-gated monoatomic ion channel activity; neurotransmitter receptor activity. Gene Ontology annotation, biological process: monoatomic ion transmembrane transport; regulation of membrane potential; signal transduction. Gene Ontology annotation, cellular component: neuron projection; synapse; membrane. The coding region runs from base 182 to 1399 and encodes 405 amino acids. The transcript is spliced from 11 exons.